GGGCACUCCUGGAGGGCCUCUUCGAGCCCUCCGCUCAGCCCUCCCGGGCCGUCUUGGAGGCCUCUGGGCCACGCACUGAAAUUUAGUUUGGGCUCUCUAGCAAGUCUGGUCCAAUCCAUAUUCCGCCGCACAAUUUGUAACUGCAAUGUGCUCCCGACGCCAUCGUCAUGAGUAAGAAUGCUGCUUGGUGGUGUUUUUGCGCCGGCUCGUUCUCCUGCUUCCUGACCGGAUUUCUGUACACAUUCGGCGCGUGGAGCCCAGCGGUGAAGCAUGCUUACCAGUAUUCGCAGAGCGAGCUGGAGGGCUUAGCACUGGCCAAAGAUGUUGGCAGCUUUCUCUGCAUGGAUGUCGGCUGGAUAAACGCUCGCUUCGGACCGCAUGUGACCAUGGCUCUGGGCUGCCUCGCAAUAGCAGUCAGCUGCAGUUGCAUCGGGGCGGCAGCAGUCACCGGCGAUUUCCCAUACACACUUAUGCUUAUGUUGUUUUGGAUCUGGGGGCAUGGGAUGUCAGCUUGUGACAAUAGUGGCAUUUCUACAGCUAUUACGAAUUUUCCUCGCCACAAGGGCACUGCAUGCGGACUGAUGAAAGCAAUGGAAGGGAUUACCGCAGCAGUGAUGAACACAAUAUUCUACACGUUCAGCGACAAGGACCACCUCGAGUAUUACCCGAUGUUUCUUGCAAGCACGGGGCUUUCAUUCGGAGUUCUCCUUGUGCCAGUUAUGUACAAGACGAACCAGCCUGCCCUAGAAUCAGACAUAGUUAUUGAGAAGAAGUUCUCAUGUUUGACCGUCGCACUACUAUGUUACAUCGUAUUUUCUGGCAUCAUCGGUUAUUUCAAGUACUACAACUAUGUGACCCUGGCCACGGCUGCCUUGUGCCUGUGCAGCCUUUUUCUCAUAACACUGCCAAUGACACCUGUCGGAACAGAUGAUGCCGAUGAGGCAUCUGCAGGAUCUGUUCGGGCACCUCAUACUUUCAGUGGUGUCGACAUGCUGGUGUCAAGUAUGCUGAAGACGUUGGACUUCUGGGUAUUGUUCGUCACAUGCGUACUCUUGGUUGGUGCUCAGAUCAUGUUCUCGAACAACCUUGCACAACUUACGACAUCGCUUAAUCAAGACGUAUCUGCCGACAGUGCAGUGUACGUCACCUUGUUUUCAGUUUUCAGUGCAUUCGGCCGGGUGUUGGUGGGCUUUGGAUCCGAAGUUAUGAAAGAAACAGUUUACAGGCCGUGGUGGGUAUGCGUGAGUUCCAUCGCAAGUUGCUUGAGUUGUCUCUUUGUCCUUUUGGGCAAAGACUUCUUGGCGCCUGCAUCUGCGUGCAUGGGUUUCGGGGUUGGUUCGAUAUUUGCAUUGACGGCAGUCGUUGUGGGAGAGCUGUUCGGCCCCUCGCAGAUUGCCGUGAAAUAUAGCUGCAUAUUUGCCGCAUGCUUGUUUGGUUCGGUAUUGUUCGGCUCUCUGCUGGCACCUCUUGUGUACGAUGCAGAAGCGCACGUGCAAGGCACAGAUGUGUGCCUAGGCGAAGGGUGCUUUCGCACCACGUUCAUUGCAACAGCAUUAUCAAGCUUGCUGUCGCUUCUGACUGCAUCCUUCGUAGCUCUUCGUUCACGUUGCCUGUAUUCGCGAUUGCACCAGUCGCCAAACUCGGUAAGCAGUGACGCCCCGUCGACUUCUUUAAUGGAAGUGAGACAAAAUUAUGGCAGUCUCCAAGCAUCAUGACGUUGGAAUCAGGGCGCAGUUUCGAAAAUCUUUCA
Messenger RNA from Prorocentrum cordatum, 1750 nucleotides. Lineage: Eukaryota; Dinophyceae; Prorocentrales; Prorocentraceae. The record is from the annotation of a GenBank genome assembly.